Molecule: messenger RNA, 2022 nt
Organism: Funneliformis geosporum
Lineage: Eukaryota; Fungi; Glomeromycota; Glomeromycetes; Glomerales; Glomeraceae
Source: the annotation of a GenBank genome assembly
AUGGGUAAAGUACCAAAUAAAAAAAAAUAUAAAUCAGCAAAAUCUUCACCGAUUGUAAAUAAUGCUUACUUUUUAGAAUCAAAUGAUGAAAUGAAUAAUAACGACUUUAUAGCACAAGCUUCUUCGAGAAGCUCGGAUGUGCUUCCGGUUAUCAAGCAGCUGUCUUCAGCUGAUCCUACUGAACGCGCAUGGGCAGCAAGUUGUGCAUCCAACCUCAUAGCAGGCGAAGAAAAAAUUCGUCGUCUCUUAUUAUCAAAGAAUCUCAUAAGAUUAUUAAUAGAACGGUUAACGGAUGAUGUUUAUGAAGUAGUAUAUGAAAGCGUAGGUACAUUAAGAAACCUAACGGUUAUAGGGGAGUAUGAAAUAUGCGCUGAAAUGUUCAAUAAAGAUAUUUUGACCCCUUUAAUGAUGCUUAUUUCAAAGUUAUCUAUAAUUAUUGACAAUAUGUUAAAAGGAAUUUCAUAUGAAUCUGAUCCAAUUAAAGGUGCAAGAAAUAAUAUAUGGAUUUUUGCAGAAAACAUUAUUUGUAUUUUAUGGGCUUUGAGUGAAACUUCACAGAAGAUACUCAGAGGAAUUAAUAAUACGAAUAUAAUUCAUUUUCUAAUGGCUUUUUUUAUUAAUAUUGAAAAAAUUCCAAUAAAAACAGUCAUUGCUGCAGCACAAUGUCUUCACACAAUUACAGACGAUAACUCGGACAUACAUAAACAGUUUGAAUUAAAUCCACAAUACGUACAAAUAUUUCUGAAUAUUAUAAAUCUUGAAAGAAAUAAAUCAUUAUCCGAUGAUGAUUUACUUGUAAAAGUUUUGUGCUGCGGCUCUAUCAUUAUUCACACCAUAUCCAGAAUUGAUUUUAACAGAGACAUAAAUAAUUAUUUAAUUCCAAUAUUAAAAUCUUGUUUAAAUUAUGAUAUCGAACAAGUUGCUAACGAAGCUAUUGAGGCAGCUUCGAAUGUAGUUGAAUUGAAUAUUGUAACAGAACAUCCUAAAGAUUUUUCCACAUCAGAAGAGGAAAAUCUUGUUAAUUUAAAUUUGAGGUUAACGACUUUGCAACUCGCCCUCGAAUUAUUAUCAAAAAUUUGUUUGGAAUGUUUCUCUCAAGACGAUGACAACUGUCAGGAUGAAAUACAAAAUGAAGAAAAUGAAAUCGAUUUCAACAAAAAUAAAAUUAUGGACCUUGAUGAUCCAAUGUCAAAUGAUACUCAUGUUCAAACUUCUAUCAAUAGACAAGAACACCCAAUUUUGAAUACAUUCGCCACUAACAUGAUUUCAGAUCUUAUUCGUUUAUCUAGACCAACUUCCCUUUCAUAUCCUGAACAGCUAGGGCAGAAUGUUAUACCUAAAAGUUCAGUUGCACCUGCAAUCACAGAAUCACUUGCAACAGUGCAUUUAAGAGCGGUGGAAUGUAUGAAUAACUUUUUUUUGAUAAUGGUAGAUAUUGUCGAAGAAAAAUGGUGGUUUACUAAACACCGCAACGCUGCUAAAGAAACAUGGACAAGGAUUGUUGAAGUAGCAAAUCAGGUUGCAGGCAAAGGUGUGAAGGUUGGUGCAGAAGGCCCAGGACAACAAAUGAGGGGUACCGUAUUGGAAGCUCUGAUUGGAUGUUUAUGGAUUUUGGCUAGAGGUUUAAACGAUGAUUUGCCACUUGCGGAAAAUCAAAUCCAAUCAUUUAUUCAAUGUUAUAAGUCUAUCAUAUCGGAAUCUAUGCGUGUUAAAUUAAUUGGUACAUUAGGUGUAAUUGCCAAGAGACAUCAUGCGAUAGAAGAUAACAAGUUAAUCGGUACAUUCUUGAUCGAAAUAAUAAAAGAUUUAUCUCGAACAGAUUCUCUUCCUAUUGAUUGCAUUACAGAAUCUUUGAAUGCUAUAUAUGAUAUAUAUGCGGAUAAGGAUUUUGAUUAUGAUGAACCCGUUUUUGUUAAUGAGGGUUUUUUACACGUGUUGGAAAGUGUAGUUGACAAUGUUCAUAAGAUGGCUAAAUCAAUCGAUAAACGAAAAUCACUCGAGCAGCGUCUUCGUGUAGAUGAG